GUCCCCCUGACAUGGAGUGUUUGCCAGGGGGCAUAGCCAUACAGCCUGUGGAACCUUGUGAGAUAUAUUGUGCAUAGAUUGUGACCUCAGCCUUGAAGCAUUAACCACCAGAUCAGGAACGAGACCUACAGUAUGUCAAGAAGAGAUUGCACAUGGAGGCUUGUGCAAAAGAAUAUGGUAUUGUCUUUAAAGAAAAUAAUUACAUUAAAAGUACAGUGCAGCUUUAAAAAAGCAAGGUUUUGCUUAUUCCAAGUGUACUAUGAAGUUUUAUAAUUAUAUAUAAUGAAGUGAGCAGAUAAGGAUUUAUUUUAAAUUUUGAAAUGGAACCAUAAUUACAUGGUUUUUGAAAAUCUCUUUUGUACAGUACUUGUGAAGCCAAAUGACAUUGGCUGGAAUGUGACUGUUUCUUUUCUUUAUCAUAAAAUAGUGGCUGUGUAGACUCCUGGGGAUGGAAGCAAAGAUUUUAAUUGGUGGCCCAGAUCAAUUUCCAGGCUCACAAGCAUUACAAGUCUGUUGCUCUGAGAAUAUGUCAGACUCAAGAAGCAACCACAGUGCAGAAAUGCUGACAGGCCAUUUGUCAGAGCAGGAGGACUAUUACAGCUUCAGAUGUCAGCAGCCAUUGGAUGCCACAAGUCCUUCUGCAUCAUUGAGUUCUGCAUGUGACGUCUCUUUCCCUUGCAACAAUGCACAUCAUCUCAACACUGAAAAGAGGGGAAGAGGAAGACCAAGAAAAUAUAUCUGCAUCAACCACAAGAUCUUGGAUACCUCCAAACCAAUAAGGAAAAGAGGUCGGCCAAGGAAAACUAUUGAGCUGGAGAAGAAAUUGGAUAAAAGAGGUGGCCAGAUGCCAUGUAACGAUGCUUCCAUGACCAAAAAGAGAAAGCUGGAUGAAAACGCCUUUACCCCCAACAGGAAGAGAACCAGAUUCGGUGAGUCUUCUGAAGAGGAACAAGAUAUUGGUAUUUUUCUCGACACUAAUGGCUCUAAUGGGCUUCACGUAUUGCCAGAAAGGGAAGAAACAUGUCAAAACUCAGAUUUGAGUAUGCCAUAUAUAGAUUUUAAGUGUCUAGGUGCUAGUGAUGAAAAUUUAGUCAGUGAAGAUCAGAAAGUGAGAAUACACACACAAAGAAAUGGUUCUGUUUUAGAACAGGAUUUUAUUCCCUUUUCAAUAGCCGAUGAUUCACCAUCAAACAAUGAUUGUAAUUCAAACAGGACACAGGAAAUACCCUCUGUAAAUUCAGUUCAUCCAGAAGAUAUAGUGUAUGAUGUCUUACCAUGGUGUCAGGAAAUAGAUAAUCUGAGGCCAGGGACUGUCAUACCUGCAAGUAAAAGUGGUGGUACUAUGUACGAUCUCUUAUAUCAGUUUAAAAUAGAUGCAGGACGUUUCUUAGAAGAAGCUACUGGUCUGAAUAUAUAUGUCUUCACAGAAAGUUGCCCUACUCCAGCAUAUAAAACCCCCUUGGCACUUUUUAUUCAAAUGUCUAAUGGACAUCUUCUAAGAAUUAAAUGCCAGCAUUCUAGUUUAAAUUUAAGUUUACCCAUACCUGUUAACAGACAGAAUAUCUCCAGUGAUGCAGUUUACUGUAGUACCCCAAGACCUCAUGACUACAGUAUGGAUGCAACACAAACAAAAUCAGGAAAGGAGAGACGGCCAACAAUUUACAUUCAGGACAAGAGAAUCCUUGAGAGUCAGAAGGACUGGUUUGCUUUCAUACAGAGGAUGUGCUACAUUUACCCAGAAAUUACAGAUAAGCAAUGGCAACCUUAUGUGAAGUUGACAAAGUUAAACAUGGACAUAGUUGAUGGACGUUAUGGUGAUUUAAAUGAUCAAGAUUAUCCAGAAGAUAAUGGAGAUGACAGAAAUACGAAAAACUCUUUCAGAAAAGAUAGAUUUAAUAAUGUUCAGUGGGAUAAAACUUCAAGAAAUCCAGGUUGCUAUACACAUACCAGUACCAGCAACAAUGAAAGGACAUACACAUGCACAGAAGGCUGCCCAGAGCAUGUGCUAAUUCAAGGAAAACUUUCCCCACCAUUAAGCUCUUGCUGUUACAACCCAGAGGGACGCUUCUUUCAUAUUGUUAGGAUUCUGGAAACAAUUUGCAUGUCUGAGAUAAUGGCAGUAGUUUCAAUCCGCAUACAAAGGGAGGAAGCAGAAAGGUAUGCGAGUAAGAAUCUUCACACAGAGGAUUACAUACCUCUUAGCAGUACGAAGAGCAAGGUCAAGAAAACUCACGAACCGGAGGAGGAGGGUGAUUGGGAAGCAGUUUUGAAGAGAACCUCCAGGAAAGCUGCGGCAAUACAUACAAGACAGGAGAACAAUUUUGAAGGCUUUUCCAUGAGCAAGAAAUAUUCUAAAACUACAAAAUUAUGCAACUUUAUCUUUCCAAAGAAGACAAGAAAGACAAUAAGAAAAAAGAAUAAAUGCCAGAAAGUAAAAGAUCUUUGUGAAAGUACUUUGAUUAAGAAGAAUGGCUUUACAAUAAGAUUAUGGCAGAAUUAUGACCGGAAUUUGUUGCAGUCUAAAGGUGCUCAGCAUUAUCGAUGCCAUGCCUGCAAGAAAAAGUGUUUGAAUGCAGCUACCUUAAGGAAACACAUGGAAGAACAUCCACUUUGUCAGCAUCAGAGGAAACGAUCUGCUUCCCGAAAGGAGUCCCACUUCUGUCAGUUAUGUCAAAUUUCUGUGCGAACGAUUAAGAGCCUCCAUGCCCAUGCCCUCAGUAAGGGUCACCGCAGGAUAGUAAAGGAGAAAUUACAGUCUUGCUGUGGGAUCUUGAGCACUGUGUCCGGUUCUCGAGUUGAGCCAGAUGAAGAAAAUGAGACCAGCUUGGAGGUCUUUGAGAUAAUUGAAGAAAAGAUCGUUGUUGAGGAUGACAGUGGAGAGUGCAAGCCGGAAGAAAGUACAUGCACUGUGGUGACGUAUAUCUAUAACAAUCCUACUAUCAAUGCAGUUGAAAAGCUGUGUAUACAGAGUGACCAGAUGGAAGGAAUGCCCUCAGUCCCACUCAGUCAGUUUUUGAGAACUUGUGAGGAGGAGGAUGUUGCAAGUGACAACGUGCCUGCUCCCUGGAACCUGGAGAAGGAUGAUGACCCCCAUGCAGGUGAAGAUGAUUUUAGGGAGGACUCCUCUGCAAGUCAGCAAGGAGAUAUCAGCUGUCAAGUGGGAAGUACUGGUGUGUCAUGGAAGAAGCGUGACCGUGAUGACACGGGCAAGAAUUUUGUCACAAAAAGAGCUAGAACAACUUUCAGCGGAAGGCAGAGGAAUCCGGAAUGGCUGGAAGAGGAGCUGACAUCGGAUUUAGGGUCUCACGAGCCGUGGUAUCUUAAAGGCAAUCAACAGAAGAAAAACAACAUUUUCGGUGAAGUCAUUCACGUAAAGAGAACAUUCAAAAACCAUGCCAGGAAAAACAAUCCUUGGAAAGUUUUCUGCCCUUCCCGUGCAAAAUACGCUUCAGUUGAGAGUCUCUGCACAGGUAUUUCGCAUGAUAGUGGUGUUUGCUGCAAUUCUGGCCAAAGCCCCUACUAUCCCCACCCACUUCUAAGCAGCCUAAAUGAACUCUACAAGAAUACAUCACCUUCACGGGUUGAAGAAGCAGACAAAGCAAAGAAAAGGGAAUCAUACCUGGGUCAGAUUCCCCACGAACUUUACGAUAAGUCUGGGUAUAGAUAUGUGGACUUGGAUAGGCCCAUAGAGUAUUACAACUUCGAUUUUGAUAGGGAAGGGAAUCUUUUGGCAACUACAGCUCUAAAUGAAGUCGAGUUUGGAAAGAAUUUUUCAAGUGAAAGGGAUGUGUUUUUUGGUGAACAGGAAAGUGAUUCCUUUUCAAGAGACUUGGAAACUUUCAAAAGGGAAAAGGAAAGUGAAAAUAGGCUGUGCACUGAAGUUCCUGAUUUCAUUUGCAGGGCAACUUCACCUGCCAUUGACCUUGAUCAAGAUCUCAACACACCGCAGAUGACUCCAGUACAUGAGACAGAUUCUCAACCGUGUAUAUUCAAAGACUGGACUUUAAGUUACACAGCCAGUGGUUUUGAUAGUGACUUUGAAAGAUUGUGGAAUGAAAGUUAGUUGAUUUUGGUAAAUUAGGUCAGAAGUUAAUAAAUUCAUAGGAUAUAUGAACAGUAUAUUAAGUCAGCUAAAACUGAAAACAAUGAGGUAGAAUUAAGUUAAUUAUUUUCAGUUAUGG
Messenger RNA from Penaeus indicus, 4181 nucleotides. RefSeq lists its product as uncharacterized. Lineage: Eukaryota; Metazoa; Arthropoda; Malacostraca; Decapoda; Penaeidae. The record is from RefSeq and is a predicted model, not a curated record. Gene Ontology annotation, molecular function: DNA binding. The coding region runs from base 449 to 4063 and encodes 1204 amino acids. The transcript is spliced from 6 exons.